GAACACAGAAAAAGGUCGCAGUUCAUAGUUCGAGGAGAAGUCGUUUUCAACGCCUGCCAGAUGAGUUAAGCUACAAUAUUCAGUCUCCCUUCACAUAUUACAAAUAGUAUCGAGAACAGUGAUAAUUACAUAAUGUCGAGAAAGUCAAAUUUACAGUAAAUACGUGUUGUUUUUGCCGUAUUUUCAUGCGCAGGAAGUCGGUGUUGAAUUUUGAGGUGACAUCUUUGCUGCACGGUUGAAUAACAUAGCAAGUUAGCUCUAAACUGGGAGGCAGGGAUAAACAAAUAGUCAUAACACACUGCUUUAUCUUAACAGACAACCGUUAGUUAUGGCAUUUCAGUUGUUCAGUUAACAUACAGCAUUCAGUGACACGAUGUCGGCGUUGUUGUUGCAGCACCGCGCUGCGUUGUGUAGAAAAUACAGCAGAGCGUUAAUGUUGACGCUGUCAAGGCGAAACUCUCGUUGUUUAGCGAACAAGCUGAAAUCCAGCGUAAGUGCUAACAAUGUGCUGCCCGGCUGGGAUGUCGUCAGAAAGAUGCUCCUCUCAAAAUCAGAGCCGACACUUGUAAGUCAGCCGGAAAAACUCAUUCAGAGUCUUCUCCACAGACCUUUGGGUCACGGCAUGGUGGGAUUUAGCAAAGAGUUAAUCAGGAGCAAUCUGUUGAGGAACCCUGUUGGUUUAAUAAAUAUAUUAGGGGCAACAAACUUCUUCAGUACAACUCAGUCUAAACAAGCAAAAAAUAAAAGCAAUGGACCAAAGGGAAACACUCCAGAGGAAGAUGAAGAAGAGAAGAAACGUCGUGAGCAAGGGGACCAGGCGAACCGGGAACGCAUCCGAACCCUCAUAAUUAUAGCGCUCUUCGCAUUCCUGUUGAACUCCUUCAAUACCAGCGGUGGUAACAUCUCUUGGAAUGACUUUGUCAAUGAGAUGCUGGCUAAGGGAGAGGUGUCACGUGUGCAAGUCGUUCCCGAGAGCGACAUUGUAGAAAUCUACCUUCAUCCUGGAGCGGUCAUCUUCGGAAGGCCUAGGCUGGCACUUAUGUACAGAAUGCAGGUUGCCAACAUCGACAGAUUUGAGGAGAAGCUGAGAAAUGCCGAAGAAGAGCUGAAUAUUGACACCAAGGACAGGAUACCGGUGACCUACAAACGCACUGGAUUCUUUGGAAAUGCGGUCUAUGCUCUGGGGAUGGCCGCUCUUGCCGUGGGUUUUUUCUGGUAUAUGUCUCGACUAACAGGCAUAGGUGGCCGAGAGGGCGGCUUCAGUGCUUUUAAUCAGUUGAAGAUGGCCAAGUUCACCAUUGUGGACGGCAAGUCGGGUAAAGGUGUGAGUUUCAAAGAUGUAGCAGGCAUGUACGAGGCUAAGACGGAAGUAAAGGAAUUUGUUGACUACCUCAAGAACCCAGAACGAUACCUCCAGCUUGGAGCCAAGGUUCCCAAAGGUGCAUUGCUGCUUGGGCCUCCAGGCUGUGGGAAGACCUUGCUGGCUAAGGCUGUGGCCACUGAGGCCCAGGUGCCGUUUCUGGCUAUGGCUGGUUCUGAGUUUGUGGAGGUCAUUGGAGGCCUGGGUGCUGCUAGGGUGAGGAGUCUGUUCAAGGAGGCUCGAGGCCGUGCACCCUGCAUCGUCUACAUCGACGAGAUUGAUGCCGUGGGAAAGAAGCGAUCCACCAGCAUGUCGGGUUUCUCCAACACUGAAGAGGAGCAGACCCUCAACCAGUUGCUGGUAGAGAUGGAUGGAAUGGGAACGACGGACCACGUGAUUGUCCUUGCUUCCACUAACAGAGCAGACAUCUUGGACAAUGCUCUCAUGAGACCAGGCAGACUGGACAGGCACAUCUUUAUAGAUCUGCCCACACUACAGGAGAGGAAGGAGAUCUUCGAGCAACAUCUGAAGAUUUUGAAGCUGACCCAACCUGCUAAAUUCUACUCUCUGCGUCUGGCUGAGCUCACGCCAGGCUUCAGUGGUGCAGACAUUGCUAACAUUUGUAACGAGGCUGCACUGCAUGCUGCCAGAGAGGGGCACAAGUCCAUCGAUACGUUUAACUUUGAGUAUGCUGUGGAAAGAGUAAUAGCAGGAAGUGCAAAGAAGAGUAAGAUCCUGUCUAAAGAGGAGCAGAGGGUGGUUGCCUUCCAUGAGUCUGGACAUGCCUUAGUGGGAUGGUUACUUGAGCACACAGAGGCAGUCAUGAAGGUGUCCAUUGCCCCACGGACCAAUGCAGCGCUGGGAUUCGCCCAGAUCCUACCUCGUGACCAGUACCUGUUCACCAAGGAGCAGCUGUUUGAGCGGAUGUGUAUGGCUCUGGGAGGAAGAACCGCUGAGGCUAUCACCUUUAACAAGGUUACAACAGGAGCUCAGGAUGACUUGCGUAAGGUGACCCGUGUGGCCUACUCAAUGGUGAAGCAGUACGGUAUGUGUGACAGCGUCGGCCACGUCUCGUUCCCAGACGCAGAAGAGCAAGGUGCCGUUGGACGCCGUCCUUUCAGCCAGGGCUUGCAGGAGCAGAUGGACCAUGAGGCUAAGAUGCUGGUAGCUCGUGCUUACAGGCACACAGAGAAGCUGCUUCUGGACAACAGGGACAAGUUGAAACUGUUGGCCAAUGCACUGUUAGAACGUGAAGUGGUGAACUACGACGACAUUGAGGCCCUGCUGGGUCCACCUCCUCAUGGUCCCAAGAAGAUGAUCGUCCCACAGAGCUGGUUGGAGGCUGAGAGGGACAAACAAGACACAGGAGAAGACGAUCCUCAGCCACCACCCAGCAAACACGGGGAGGAAUAUGCAGAUCCGCAGCCAGUGUGAUCUUAAAAUGGACAUCUCAGAAUUAUUUUUAUCGCUGCUGCUUUUUGUGGGAAUCAUCAGGGACAAGGAGAAUUUUCCAAAACCUGGGACUGAUUCCUGGGACGGAUUUUUUUUUCAGAUAGCUGAUGUGUUAGAUCAUCUGAAAAAGGCCUAAAAAAGCUUGUGCAGUUUUAAAAAUGGUCAUUUUGUGAGGAAUGUCAUUAUUUUUCUCGUCGCAUUAUUAUGCCAGAGAUGCACUAAAAACAAAUCAGGAAGUCUCUAAGUAACCAAAAGUGCAGUCUAGAAAAACUCUAAACGACAUUUUCACUGUAUGAGCAGACAACAGUUGAUAUGCUCUUCCCAAACACUGUGUGCUCAUGCAUGAACCUGCAGUGGAUUCAUCUUAUACAGACAUACUGUAUCAUACACAGGUUUGGAUUUCAAGUGUUUCUUUUGAGAAUUUGUGUUAUUUCAUAUUUGAAACUGACAGAUUAGCACAUGCAUAUGAAUAACUCAAGUCAUUCUACACACACACAAAAGCUGACCAAUAAAUUUGCAUUCAUUCAGAUGACUCACAGUUACACAAACAUAUUAAUGGUUCGAUAAUCAGGUUUGCUGCAGUAAAGAAUUAGAACAGACUGUAGUAGAUUGCUGUGGACGUGUGUACUCAAGAGGAAACUAGAUUUUACAUUUGGAAGCACCCCUUUCACGCUGAAACAUCAAAACUUCUGUUUCGUUGAUGAUUAAGCAGCAGGUAUGACAUGAAACACUUUCUCGCAUUGUUACAUUUACAGAUUGAGUGAACAGAUGGAAUAGGCCGAGUUAGGGUUUUCUUUGUAUUAGCGGCUGUUUGGUUUGAUUACCACAAAUAAAUGUGGACACUCAAAAGAUGAUGUUGCUAAAUAUCAAAAUAAAGAUUUAUUUAAACUUUA
Messenger RNA from Scatophagus argus, 3705 nucleotides. RefSeq names its product SPG7 matrix AAA peptidase subunit, paraplegin (gene spg7). Gene Ontology annotation, biological process: protein-containing complex assembly; mitochondrial protein processing. The transcript has 17 exons. The record is from RefSeq and is a predicted model, not a curated record. Gene Ontology annotation, molecular function: zinc ion binding; ATP binding; ATP hydrolysis activity. NCBI's taxonomy places the organism in Eukaryota, Metazoa, Chordata, Actinopteri, Scatophagidae. Gene Ontology annotation, cellular component: membrane; m-AAA complex. The coding region runs from base 374 to 2794 and encodes 806 amino acids.